Molecule: messenger RNA, 2857 nt
Organism: Schizosaccharomyces cryophilus OY26
Lineage: Eukaryota; Fungi; Ascomycota; Schizosaccharomycetes; Schizosaccharomycetales; Schizosaccharomycetaceae
Product: ubiquitin carboxy terminal hydrolase Ubp1
Exons: 3
Coding region: 126-2660 (844 amino acids)
Biological process (GO): protein deubiquitination
Molecular function (GO): cysteine-type deubiquitinase activity
Source: RefSeq, a predicted model, not a curated record
ACGAAAUCUUGAAUCAUUCCAAAACCCUCAAAAUACCAGAAUACUUUGCAUAAAAGGUCACUAAAAUAUUAGAAUUUAAUAAAAGAGUUGGAAGCCACGAAAAAAAAAAAAAGCCAUGGUUGAGAAUGGCUUCAACUGCUGCUCAUAUCGGAGAAUUACAACAUUCAGCAAAUUGGAGAGAUAUUUUUUGUGAAACAUUGGUUAAAGAUUUUGUUUCCACGUUAGAGGGCGAUCUAGAUAAGUGGAAAACCGAUGAUUCAGCAUAUCUCAUUGAGUACGAAUGGUUCGAAGCAUAUAAAGACUUCUUGAGUGGAAAAAGCCAUCUCCCUGGACCAAUAGAGCAAAGAAAAUUGCUGGAUAAAAAUCACCAGCUUUUACCUGGGCUUGAGGAAUCAAUUGACUAUACGAUUAUAUCUUCUUCUGCCUGGCAAAAGCUAGCACAAUGGUUUGGAGUCCAUGGAUUCGCGAUUGAACGAAAAGUUAUACGCACUGGACCAGAACACAAUUUGCAACCAUUCGUGAAUGUAUACCCCAUUAGUUUUUCUACGGUCUUCAUUUACGCCGAUUCGAUAAACAGAGAACUCUCAUUUCUUCCGCCAACUCUGCACUACGAAGGUCCUUAUAAAUUCCAUUUCUCAAGAAGUCAUACCCUUAAAGAUCUAUUUCAAUUUGUUCGUACCAAUUUUCAUAUACUAAAAUCUUUAAAAUACCGUAUAUGGUAUAAUGAACGAUUAUUACCAUCGAACCGUUUUCUACCAAUAUCUUAUGCCAGAAGCCUUAAGGGAACUAUUCUCUUAAAUGAUUUUGCCGACUGCAUGACAAUGUUUGAGAUGAAUAUGGAGAAAGGAUGCCUUAUUAUUGAAACUCUAAACGCUCAAUUUCAAGGAUGGCUGAUGGAUUCACCUCAGACAGUUGACACAAAGAGUAUGGUUGAGCGGGGUUACUGUGGUAUAAAUAAUAUUGGAAAUACUUGCUAUAUGAAUUCUGCUCUCCAAUGCUUAUUUCAUACUUACGAGCUUUCAGAAUAUUUUAUUCAAGAUCGGUAUAAAGGGGAAAUUAAUUCCACCAAUCCUUUAGGAAUGAAAGGAAAGGUUGCUCUUGCUUAUGCUAACCUUUUAAAACAAGCAAAUAAUAAUGGGGUUUCUGGACCCUCACUUUCUCCUUUCACUUUAAAAUAUAUUGUUAGUGAAUUCAAUUCAUCCUUCGCCGGCUAUAGUCAAAAUGAUUCACAAGAAUUCAUUGCAUUUUUCCUUGACGGUUUACAUGAAGAUUUGAACAGAGUUAUCAACAAACCAUAUUUUGAAAGACCGGACUUGUACAGUGAAAAUCCGGUGCAGGUUCAAAAGGUGGCAGAUGAAUGCUGGGAGACCUAUUCCAAAAGGAAUGAUUCAAUCAUUGUUGAAUUAUUUCAAGGAAUGUACAAAAGUACAUUGCAAUGUUCAACUUGCUGCUUGAAGUCCGUGGUCUUUGAUCCUUUUAUGUACCUUACUCUGCCCCUUCCAAAGUUACCCAAGUGGAGACAUACUGUAAAUUUUGUGCCUAUAUCAGAUCAUGAUUCCCCCGAAAAGUUCGACAUUAAGAUUCCUUCUGACUACACUGUGCAGGAAGCCAAGUGUUAUGCUGUAAUGCGCUUGCAACAGUUUGGUUACAGCACAGAGUCGGUGAAGGCAGUAGAUAUCUAUGAUGGAAAGGUGUAUAAGUGUUUAAACGAACACGAGAAAAUCUCCAAAAUAAUCCAUUCUUAUGAUCGCUUGUUCAUGUAUGAAACUACAAAAGAGAAGAUAAUUACGCCCAUUGUCCACUGCAAAAGUCGUCCUCAAUUACCUGGAUCAUUUCAACGUUGUGACCCUUUCGGGUAUCCGCUGCAACUUUCUUUUUCCCAGAAUUAUAUCUCCAAAGAAGAGUUAUAUAGAAGAGUACGCAAACUAUAUCAUAAGUAUGCUGACAUUAUUGUAACUCCCGAUAUGUUUCAAAUUUGUGUUCAGAAUGUUCCACCUGGUGUGGAUGUGUGGAAUAGAUUGAAAGAGUUUGAAAGCUAUGAAUAUACCCCAGUAAGCGAAGAAGGUGUCCUUUUAAAUAACCAGACGAUUAUCAUGUGUGUAUGGAAGGAAGACAGUCAGAAAAAAGCAUUUAUAAAAAAUGAGUGGAUUUUCGAAGGCCAGCAAUACCAUUUGAGUUCCAUCACUUUGGAUGAUUGUCUUGAAGAGUUUUCCCGGCCUGAACAGCUUUCGUUGGAAGAUUCAUGGUAUUGUCCAUCUUGUAAGGAUUUCCGGGCGGCUACCAAACAAAUGGAAAUUUGGAAAUUACCAAGAAAUUUAAUUAUACAUUUGAACCGUUUUAGUUGCACAAACCGGAUGCGAAAACUUCGGAAAAGAAAAGAUUAUGUACUUUUUCCUACAAUGAACUUGGACAUGCAAGCACAUAUUAGUCCUUUAAGAAACCUAAAGGAGAAAGAAGCUAAGAAAAGAUCAUAUACAUACGACUUGUACGCUGUUGAUAAUCAUCAUGGGUACAUGAUCAAUAGCCACUAUACCUCGUAUGCUAAGGAUGCAUUGACGGGUAAAUUUUUAAAUUACGAUGAUGCAUACGUUAGGAGCGUUGGAGACGAUUCCAUUGUCACAUCUGCGGCAUAUGUGCUCUUUUACCAAGAAAAAAAAUAAGAGGUAAGGAUAUUCGAAAAAAAAGAUCCUGUUCUAAAAAGCCUGUAAACGAAAGACUUGUAUAUUAUUAAUAAACGAGGUAUUAAACAAUGCAUACUAGACUUCAAAACAAAGAGGAGAAGAAAGGUUGAAGAGUUAUCAUUAGCAAAAUAGAAGAAAUAAAAGAAACGUAAAAAUUUAAUGAUUAAAAUCCCUCA